Messenger RNA from Stylophora pistillata, 806 nucleotides. Its product is annotated as mitochondrial inner membrane protease ATP23 homolog. Gene Ontology annotation, molecular function: metalloendopeptidase activity. Lineage: Eukaryota; Metazoa; Cnidaria; Anthozoa; Scleractinia; Pocilloporidae. The record is from RefSeq and is a predicted model, not a curated record. Gene Ontology annotation, biological process: mitochondrial proton-transporting ATP synthase complex assembly; mitochondrial protein processing.
UACUGCAUGUCAGUUCAGUUCAACAUGGCAGAGUUUAUGGAACGCGGCGAGGAAUAUCAUAGAAAGACUUCCACAGAUUCCAACUCCAGAGCGCACCGAAAAUGCAAAGAGAAACUUCACAGAGCCUGUCGAGAAUCGUCAUAUGUGAGGUUUAUGUUAGAUGCCAUGAGUAACCUAGGGUGUGAAGUGGAUCCAGAAAAACAUAUGGUUUGCGAGCCAUGUGACCCAAAGCUUAUUGGAGGGUUUGAUCAUGACACAAAGGAGAUGUUCCUAUGUGAGAACACAAUCUACACCCAAAAGGCAAUGGACACUGUUCUCACCCACGAGCUGAUCCACGCAUUUGACAACUGCAGGGUCAAAUACAAUCCAGACAAUGUGCGGCAUUUAGCCUGUACUGAGAUUCGUGCCGCAAACCUUAGUGGGGAUUGCUUUUUUUCAAAGGAGGCAUUUGGACGCUUUAGAUUCAAAUGGAAAGCUCAUCAGCAGGAGUGUGUCAAGGAACGAGCAGUAAAAUCUAUGUUAUGUGUUAGAGACAUGUCCAAACAGGAAGCUCAAGAGGUUGUGGAGAGUGUGUUUGAUGCUUGUUUCAAUGAUACAGAACCAUUUGAGAGAAUUCCUCCCUGACUGGUUUACAGAUGUAGAAUUAUAAUGUACAUGGAUAGAAAAAGCACUAAGUUUAUCUGUAAUGAGGAAAAAGAGACAUUCUUGUGAAUUUUUCUGAAUGAAACUAUCAUGUCAUAAAAAAUAUUUGUAAAUGUUUACUUUUUAAGACAGUCUUGAAAGAGAUUAAACUCCACAAAAUGUCA